Racocetra persica is the source of this 161-nucleotide messenger RNA. The record is from the annotation of a GenBank genome assembly. Lineage: Eukaryota; Fungi; Glomeromycota; Glomeromycetes; Diversisporales; Gigasporaceae.
AUCCCUUAAAUUAUAAUAAACCAUCAGAAUCAUUAGAUUUAGGCCACCAAAAUCAUCACAAAAAUGUGGAUGUCAUCAUAGAGGAGUUGUCACUUGUAAAUAUUGUAUUCGUAGGUGUCGUUGUCGUAGGUGUAGUUGCUUGUAUGCAUUGUCACUUGUAG